AUGACGGACGAACUAAGGAAUAGGGUUUCCUCCGCUGAUUCGCUUCCCAGUGCUACCGAAUACUCUCAGUCGAGGCAAAGGAAAAGGAGAAAGUGGGAUGAACCAGCAGAGUCGCUAGCGGUUUCAGUUGGAGUUGCAGUUCCUGGUUGUAUCCCUUUAUACAGUGGUGUUGCAUCAGCCUCCAGCGCUCUUCUCACAAAUCCGCCGCUUGUUGCUAGUUAUGCUACCGUUUCACCGGCUUUGCAAGUAGCUUCAGUGCCACAAAGCAGUACAGUCCCUGCAAAACUUUACCAAGCUAAGAUCCAAGAUGAGUUGAUAAUUGCACGAGAAAUUGUGAUAAAUGAUGCAGAGGCCUUAGUCCGAUACAAGCUCACAAAGCGACAGACACAAGAUGAGAUUCAGAAGAGCACUGGUGCUGUAGUGAUAACUAGAGGCAAGUAUCAUCCUCCUAAUACACCAACUGAUGGUGAAAAGCCAUUGUACCUUCACAUAUCUUCAGGGGCACAGUUGAAAGAUACCGCAGAGCGAAUUUUGGCGGUUGACCGAGCUGCUGCUAUGGUUGAAGAAAUGUUGAAACAGGGCCAGAAUGUGCAGUCUUCUUUCCCUAUUUUCUCAAAGGCUGCAAGCAAUGGAGUUAUGGCAUUGAGCACAUGUGUGUAUUUGGGCUUUGAAGCAGAUCCAUCCAAUAACAUUGCUGCAAGAAUUCGUGGUCCAAAUGAUCAGUACAUAAAUCACAUUAUGAAUGAAACAGGAGCAAGUGUUGUACUAAGAGGGCGAGGUUCUGAAAAUCAUUGCAAUCUAAACGAGUCCCAGCAACCUCUUCAUUUGUUCUUGUCCUCAACUAACUCGAGAAGUCUUGAACAUGCACAAAGUUUGGCUGAAAAUCUUCUGCAGACAAUUCGUUUAGAGUGUGGUGUGUCUAGGGUUGGAUUGGCGAAGGGUUACAAUGCCGUCCCACCACCACAGCAGUUACUGACUGGAGUCGAGUCUUCUGGAAAUUUGUUUAGUGUAAAUACUUGUUCAGUUGCUGAUAUAGCCUCACCGACAAUGACCUCCAUUCCGUCUAUAGAAGCUUCCUCAAGUACAGUUCCCAAUUUGGGUGCUUUAGGUUCUCAAGGGGUCUUAUCAUCUGCUGGGGGAAUGGUGGGUUUUGGUCUACAUCAGCCGAGCUCGGUUGCUGAUCCUCAGCAUUUGACAAAAGGAGGAACAAGCUAUAGUGGGUAUGGUGGUAUAUAUCCACAGACCACACCUUUGCAACAAGUUGCUCUUGUCCUGAGACAUACACCUUCCAUCAACUCCACAGUUGCUCCUGUAAUAUCAGUUGGAAGUGCAACACAUCUAGAAAAUACAAACACUUAUAAAAGUACAUCCUGCCAUUCCGAGAAGGAGACGGCAAUGCAGAAAAGGAAGUUUCAGGAGUUACCCAUCAGGUCAAAGGCACCUGCAAAACAAUUCCAGGUUUCAAAGUUGGACAAGCUUAGUGAACUACAAUCCACUCGCUUGAGAGUAAAGCCACCUUCGAAGGCCUGUGUCUCUCAGACUUCAAAUGGAAUGUCGUCACCACGUCCACGAGGAAUGCCCCCUCCAUCCAUGGCAAACUCCAUGACUCCACCGGCUGCCCCAAGAUUAAUCCCACCUUCCCCUAGUGCACAAUACAUGGCUCCAUCAGAAAUUAUCACGAGUGGGGCUCAGAAAAGAGAUGCCAAGAUCAGUGUUCGGGAUGAAACACAAUUAGAUAAAGUACCAGAGACUUUGAUCAAGCUAAUGGAAUAUGGGGAUGACGACGAUGACGAUGAGCAAACCGGCCAGUUACUUGGAAAUGGCAGCAACUCCAGUUCGACAGCAGUUGGAAAACCAUUUUGGGCUGCCUGA
Messenger RNA from Linum trigynum, 1872 nucleotides. Lineage: Eukaryota; Viridiplantae; Streptophyta; Magnoliopsida; Malpighiales; Linaceae. The record is from the annotation of a GenBank genome assembly.